Messenger RNA from Esox lucius (northern pike), 12323 nucleotides. Its product is annotated as receptor-type tyrosine-protein phosphatase beta. The transcript is spliced from 51 exons. The coding region runs from base 118 to 11631 and encodes 3837 amino acids. The record is from RefSeq and is a predicted model, not a curated record. NCBI's taxonomy places the organism in Eukaryota, Metazoa, Chordata, Actinopteri, Esociformes, Esocidae. Gene Ontology annotation, biological process: angiogenesis; protein dephosphorylation. Gene Ontology annotation, molecular function: cadherin binding; protein tyrosine phosphatase activity.
AGAAGGAAGCACUGGUCACUGACUUUUUCCUCCCCAGAAGGCCACUUCCCUUUAACGCUUCAACUCAGCUCAUCUGAAUCUAGCGGACGCGGCAACUGUUACAAAUUCUAGAGUGAAAUGGAUACUUUGGGUUUCUUUAUAUUUAUUCUUCAUUUCUCUUCAACAAAUGGUUUCCUUAUUGUACAUACAACAAAGAAAUUGUGUCUGUCAACCCUCAAAACGAGGGUGAUCCUCGCCAAAUGCAAUGUCACCCGUCCAGAUCAACAAUGGGAAUGGACGAAAGAUAUGAAGUUGCAUCACGCACAAUCAUCCGACUGUCUCUGGGUCAAUCCGAGCAAUGCGAUACCUUCGCACGCGCGUCUUGCCUCGAUAAGGAACUGUGACAGCGCACCUAGUUGGAAAUGCUACGACAACCGGGGGACUUUUGGGUUAGCGGACAAGCAAAUGUACCUGAAGAAACAAGGUUCAAUGGUUACGAUCAGAGGGGACCCAAGUUAUUCAAACUGGACUAAGUAUGAAGAAGUUGAUUCUGGAGGGAAACAAUUGAUGACAAACUUAUGUCCGGGCAAAGGUUCCACCACAACCUCAUCCACUUCAAUGUAUUCAUCCACACACAAACCAACCGAAUACACCAGCACAGUCCUUGCCAUUAAAAGGACCUAUAUAAGCACACAAUCAUCCGACACUGUGUGGGCUGAUAGGACUACUCGGCAUCGCUCUACUGUAGGAGUUCCCUUCACAAUAUCCAACAGGGUGAACACCUUUAAUGCGUCCUUGGUAGCCACACACACCGAUGACCUUAUCAAGACUCGGACAAGAAGGACGGCCACAUUGAGUCUCAUACCCAGUUCCGUCUCAAGGGCUGUCACGACUUCAGGGGCUGACUCAAGGGCUGAAACAGAUCCAUCUCCAUCCAGAUUCACAACAGUGCUGACUACAACUUCUUCUGCCCAUACCAGUGUUACCGUCGGCCGAACAGUGAAGUUGAAAUCUACAUUUCCAUUUAAUGUAGCCCCAGACACAACAGCCCCAGCCUCUGUGACCUCAACUCCAGCCAUGCCCUCCUCAGCUCCUCCUUCAAAAUCAUCAACUUCACCCAAAACCUCUCCAAGAAAGACUGUAGGCAGACCAACAAAUGAUAUAGCCCCACCAACAACCUCUACCGUCCCCCCAUAUACAUCCUCAACUGCACCCGCAGACCCCCCAAUCACAUCAACGGCAGCCUCAGCCACAGUGACAACAGGCCCGCCCACAAGCCCCAGAACCAGACCCACAGCUGCAGUUCCACCCUCAACUACCACAGCCGCACCAAGAACUGCCACAAACACAUCCACAACAACUUCAGCUCCACCCUCAACUACCACAAGCACACCCAGAACUACAAAUACGGCACAGACGACAGAGGUGACCAGCACCCCACAGGCCGAGACCACGGUCAAGUGUUCAUUUUACCUGACUGAAACAAGCGCUGGUACGGAUUCCAUUAGUCUAAAAUUAACCACACCAGGAGAAGAGUGUAACUUCGCAAUUUUUUAUGAUACUAGGCAAUCCUAUAUAACGGAAUGUGAUCACAAUGGAGAGCACACUAAAGAGUAUAUCUGCAAUAUAAGACAUUUGGAACCUGGGACUUUGCAUCACUUCAAAGUUCUCUCGAAGAGUGAUGGAGAGAAACUCGAUGUAUCAGUGCGAACAGAUCCUGUGGGUCCAUCCAGGUUGGAUGUGGUACCAGCGUCGGUCCAGAAUAUUCUUCCUGGUCAGGACAGCUCCAGAGGCUUGCUCGUAUCCUGGCCUCGGUCUCACGGACAGGUCGACUGGUAUGACCUCACACUACAGGACACCAAAACAGGGGCGAGCCGCAGUACUCGUGUCAUGGGCACUGCUGCCCCUCAGUCAGGCUUCAGCGGCCUCAUCCCUGGCACCCUCUAUGCCCUCAAACUGGUGGCAACAGCUGGUAAUAAAACAGCCCUACCAGUUCUGGCCAGUGCAGCUACAGCUCCGUCAGCCAUCAGCGGCCUCCAGAUCUCAGCCACCUCCAUCAGCAUGACAGUUUCCUGGCAGCCUGGCCCAGGCAGGAGAGAGUGUUUCAGGGUUCUGCUGAGGGAACAACAGGGCAGCCUGGUCAAGAACGUAACCGUGAAGAGCAGUGUCACCUCCCACAACCUUGACAACCUUCUACCUGGGACCCUGUACACAGUGACCGUGGUGACAGAGGCUGUAGGACUGCAGAAUUCUGUCUCCAAACAAGCAGUCACAGCUCCGUCAGCCAUCAGCAGCCUCCACCUCUCAGCCACCUCCAUCAGCAUGACAGUUUCCUGGCAGCCUGGCCCAGGCAGGAGAGAGUGUUUCAGGGUUCUGCUGAAGGACCAACAGGGCAGCCUGGUCAAGAACGUAACCGUGAAGAGCAGUGUCACCUCCCACAACCUUGACAAUCUUUUACCUGGGACCCUGUACACAGUUACCGUGGUGACAGAGGCUGAAGGACUGCAGAAUUCUGUCUCCAAACAAGCAGUCACAGAUCCUGUGGGUCCAUCCAGAUUGGAUGUGGUACCAGAGUCGAUCCAGAAUAUUCUUCCUGGUCAGGACAGCUCCAGAGGCUUGCUCGUAUCCUGGCCUCGGUCUCACGGACAGGUCGACUGGUAUGACCUCACACUACAGGACACCAAAACAGGGGCGAGCCGCAGUACUCGUGUCAUGGGCACUGCUGCCCCUCAGUCAGGCUUCAGCGGCCUCAUCCCUGGCACCCUCUAUGCCCUCAAACUGGUGGCAACAGCUUGUAAUAAAACAGCCCUACCAGUUCUGGCCAGUGCAGCUACAGCUCCGUCAGCCAUCAGCAGCCUCCAGCUCUCAACCACCUCCAUCAACAUGACAGUUUCCUGGCAGCCUGGCCCAGGCAGGAGAGAGUGUUUCAGGGUUCUGCUGAGGGACCAACAGGGCAGCCUGGUCAAGAACGUAACCGUGAAGAGCAAUGUCACCUCCCACAACCUUGGCGACCUUCUACCUGGGACCCUGUACACAGUUACCGUGGUGACAGAGGCUGAAGGCCUGCAGAAUUCUGUCUCCAAACAAGCAGUCACAGAUCCUGUGGGUCCAUCCAGGCUGGAUGUGGUACCAGAGUCAGUCCAGCAUGUUCUUCCUGAUCAGGACAGCUCCAGAGGCUUGCUCGUAUCCUGGCCUCGGUCUCACGGACAGGUCGACUGGUAUGACCUCACACUACAGGACACCAAAACAGGGGCGAGCCGCAGUACUCGUGUCAUGGGCACUGCUGCCCCUCAGUCAGGCUUCAGCGACCUCAUCCCUGGCACCCUCUAUGCCCUCAAACUGGUGGCAACAGCUGGUAAUAAAACAGCCCUACCAGUUCUGGCCAGUGCAGCUACAGCUCCGUCAGCCAUCAGCAGCCUCCAGCUCUCAACCACCUCCAUCAACAUGACAGUUUCCUGGCAGCCUGGCCCAGGCAGGGGAGAGCGUUUCAGGGUUCUGCUGAGGGACCAACAGGGCAGCCUGGUCAAGAACGUAACCGUAAAGAGCAGUGUCACCUCACACAACCUAGACAGCCUUCUACCUGGGACUCUGUACACAGUUACCGUGGUGACAGAGGCUGAAGGACUGCAGAAGUCUGUCUCCAAACAAGCAGUCACAGAUCCUGUGGGUCCAUCCAGAUUGGAUGUGGUACCAGAGUCGAUCCAGAAUAUUCUUCCUGGUCAGGACAGCUCCAGAGGCUUGCUCGUAUCCUGGCCUCGGUCUCACGGACAGGUCGACUGGUAUGACCUCACAUUACAGGACACCAAAACAGGGGCGAGCCGCAGUACUCGUGUCAUGGGCACUGCUGCCCCUCAGUCAGGCUUCAGCGACCUCAUCCCUGGCAUCCUCUAUGCCCUCAAACUGGUGGCAACAGCUGGUAAUAAAACAGCCCUACCAGUUCUGGCCAGUGCAGCUACAGCUCCGUCAGCCAUCAGCGGCCUCCACCUGUCAGCCACCUCCAUCAACAUGACAGUUUCCUGGCAGCCUGGCCCAGGCAGGAGAGAGCGUUUCAGGGUUCUGCUGAAGGACCAACAGGGCAGUCUGGUCAAGAACGUAACUGUGAAGAGCAGUGUCACCUCCCACAACCUAGACAACCUUCUACCUGGGACUCUGUACACAGUUACCGUGGUGACAGAGGCUGAAGGACUGCAGAAUUCUGUCUCCAAACAAGCAGUCACAGAUCCUGUGGGUCCAUCCAGAUUGGAUGUGGUACCAGAGUCGAUCCAGAAUAUUCUUCCUGGUCAGGACAGCUCCAGAGGCUUGCUCGUAUCCUGGCCUCGGUCUCACGGACAGGUCGACUGGUAUGACCUCACACUACAGGACACCAAAACAGGGGCGAGCCGCAGUACUCGUGUCAUGGGCACUGCUGCCCCUCAGUCAGGCUUCAGCGACCUCAUCCCUGGCAUCCUCUAUGCCCUCAAACUGGUGGCAACAGCUGGUAAUAAAACAGCCCUACCAGUUCUGGCCAGUGCAGCUACAGCUCCGUCAGCCAUCAGCGGCCUCCACCUGUCAGCCACCUCCAUCAACAUGACAGUUUCCUGGCAGCCUGGCCCAGGCAGGAGAGAGCGUUUCAGGGUUCUGCUGAAGGACCAACAGGGCAGUCUGGUCAAGAACGUAACUGUAAAGAGCAGUGUCACCUCCCACAACCUAGACAACCUUCUACCUGGGACUCUGUACACAGUUACCGUGGUGACAGAGGCUGAAGGACUGCAGAAUUCUGUCUCCAAACAAGCAGUCACAGAUCCUGUGGGUCCAUCCAGAUUGGAUGUGGUAUCAGAGUCGAUCCAGAAUAUUCUUCCUGGUCAGGACAGCUCCAGAGGCUUGCUCGUAUCCUGGCCUCGGUCUCAUGGACAGGUCGACUGGUAUGACCUCACACUACAGGACACCAAAACAGGGGCGAGCCGCAGUACUCGUGUCAUGGGCACUGCUGCCCCUCAGUCAGGCUUCAGCGACCUCAUCCCUGGCACCCUCUAUGCCCUCAAACUGGUGGCAACAGCUGGUAAUAAAACAGCCCUACCAGUUCUGGCCAGUGCAGCUACAGCUCCGUCAGCCAUCAGCAGCCUCCACCUGUCAGCCACCUCCAUCAACAUGACAGUUUCCUGGCAGCCUGGCCCAGGCAGGAGAGAGUGUUUCAGGGUUCUGCUGAGGGAACAACAGGGCAGCCUUGUCAAGAACGUAACUGUGAAGAGCAGUGUCACCUCCCACAACCUAGACAACCUUUUACCUGGGACUCUGUACACAGUUACCGUGGUGACAGAGGCUGAAGGACUGCAGAAUUCUGUCACCAAACAAGCAGUCACAGAUCCUGUGGGUCCAUCCAGAUUGGAUGUGGUACCAGCGUCGAUCCAGAAUAUUCUUCCUAAUCAGGACAGCUCCAGAGGCUUGCUCGUAUCCUGGCCUCGGUCUCACGGACAGGUCGACUGGUAUGACCUCACACUACAGGACACCAAAACAGGGGCGAGCCGCAGUACUCGUGUCAUGGGCACUGCUGCCCCUCAGUCAGGCUUCAGCGACCUCCUCCCUGGCACCCUCUAUGCCCUCAAACUGGUGGCAACAGCUGGUAAUAAAACAGCCCUACCAGUUCUGGCCAGUGCAGCUACAGCUCCGUCAGCCAUCAGCAGCCUCCACCUGUCAGCCACCUCCAUCAACAUGACAGUUUCCUGGCAGCCUGGCCCAGGCAGGAGAGAGUGUUUCAGGGUUCUGCUGAGGGAACAACAGGGCAGCCUGGUCAAGAACGUAACUGUGAAGAGCAAUGUCACCUCCCACAACCUAGACAACCUUUUACCUGGGACUCUGUACACAGUUACCGUGGUGACAGAGGCUGAAGGACUGCAGAAUUCUGUCUCCAAACAAGCAGUCACAGAUCCUGUGGGUCCAUCCAGAUUGGAUGUGGUACCAGUGUCGGUCCAGAAUAUUCUUCCUGGUCAGGACAGCUCCAGAGGCUUGCUCGUAUCCUGGCCUCGGUCUCACGGACAGGUCGACUGGUAUGACCUCACACUACAGGACACCAAAACAGGGACGAGCCGCAGUACUCGUGUCAUGGGCACUGCUGCCCCUCAGUCAGGCUUCAGCGACCUCAUCCCUGGCACCCUCUAUGCCGUCAAACUGGUGGCAACAGCUGGUAAUAAAACAGCCCUACCAGUUCUGGCCAGUGCAGCUACAGCUCCGUCAGCCAUCAGCAGCCUCCACCUGUCAGCCACCUCCAUCAACAUGACAGUUUCCUGGCAGCCUGGCCCAGGCAGGAGAGAGUGUUUCAGGGUUCUGCUGAGGGAACAACAGGGCAGCCUUGUCAAGAACGUAACUGUGAAGAGCAAUGUCACCUCCCACAACCUAGACAACCUUUUACCUGGGACUCUGUACACAGUUACCGUGGUGACAGAGGCUGAAGGACUGCAGAAUUCUGUCUCCAAACAAGCAGUCACAGUUGCCGCAGCGGUGUCAGACCUGGUCUUAGAGAACAACGGCAGUCGGAACACCCUGAGGGCCUCCUGGGUCACCGCUCGAGGCCUGGUGGACGCCUACGUGGUGUCCCUGAAACACCUGGGCUCAGCCAGUCAGGCGAGGACGCUGCCCCCCAACGCCACAGAGGCGGUUUUCAGCGGCCUGACCCCUGGACGAUCCUAUCAGCUGUCUGUGAAGUCAAAGGUCGGAGAGCAGAUGACUGAAGCUGUGACCACAGGCAGGACAGUUCCAGACAAGGUGUCUCAGCUGUCCAUGGAGGGCCUCAGCGAUGGCAGCACUCUGAAGAUGACAUGGUCUCCCCCUAAGGGGGAUUGGGAGAACUAUCGCGUUCUGCUGCUCAACGGCUCAGUGGCUGUGGUGAAUGAAACAGCGGGCAGGCUGGUUGGAGACCACUCCUUCUCUAGGGCAUCCCUGGGGCUUGAACCUGGCAGGCUGUACACAGCCCGGGUAACAGUGGAGAGUGGCCCGUACGGUAACACAGCCCACUGUCAAGGACGGCUUGCCCCCCUCCCGGUCCAGCAGCUGGUGGUGCGUCACAGUGAUGAGACCUCCCUGAGCGUGCUGUGGUCCCGCCCGGCGGGGGCGUGGGACGGGUACGCCGCGGUCCUGAGACAGGGCGACACCGUGGUGGCCCAGAGGUCACUGACUCGUGACGCCAGGGAGUGCACCUUCAACGUGCUCACGCCUGGAAGCCGUUAUGACAUCACCGUUAGCACAGUCAGCGGAGGCCUGAGCAGCUCCGCCUCAGUGACGGGACAAACCGUCCCGGCGCAGGUGACCAGUCUGCGGGUGACCAACGGAGGCAGCACGGACAGCCUCCAGACCCAGUGGGAGCGGCCCGCCGGCAGGCUGGACUCCUACCGUGUGCUGCUCAUCCACGACAGCAGUGUCAUAAAGAACGAAAGUGCUCCUGCCCACACCACAGCCUACAGCUUCCUGGCGCUGAAGCCUGGCGCCCUCUACAGGGUGGUGGUGACCACGGUCAGGGUCGGCCAGGCCUCCAGGCAGAGUGUCGCAGAGGGACGUACAGUUCCUGCUGCUGUAGGCGAGGUGACCGUGAGCAACAAUGGUCGUAUGGACUUCCUGAGUGUGUCAUGGCGACCAGCCCCAGGUGACGUGGAUAGCUACCUGGUCACCUUGAGGGACCGGGAGAGGACCGUCCACACGCUGGUGGUGUCUAAGUCCAGCCCAGAGUGUGUGUUCAAGUCUCUGGUGUCUGGACGCCUCUACAACAUCUCAAUCACUUCCCGCAGCGGAACCUACGAGAACCACACCAUGGUGCAGGAACGCACACAGCCCUCCAGUGUCCAGAACCCCACAGCCAUCCACUCAGCAAGGGAUGACUACCUGAAAGUGUACUGGCGUCACGCAGCUGGGGACUUUGACUUCUACCAGGUGGCCAUCAAGCACAACAACCUCUACCACCAGAACAAGACGGUCCAGAAGAGCCAGAACGAGUGUGUGUUCAACGGCCUGGUGCCGGGCAGACUCUACACUGUGAUCGUCAGCACAUGGAGCGGGAAGUAUGAGACCAGCAUGUCCACAGAUGGACGGACCUUCCCCGCCGCCGUGAGGUCACUGUCCCUGGCCGGGCGAGGAACGGAGGACCUACGGGUCACUUGGCUGGCGGCUCCCGGGGACGUUGACCACUACGAGGUGCAGCUCCUUUUCAACGACAUGAAGGUGUUUCCUCCCAUGACUCUGGGCAGCAGUGUGGGAGAGUGCGUCCUCUCCUCCCUCACCCCUGGACGGCUCUACAAGAUCCACGUGUCCACCUUCAGCGGGCCCAACCAGAGGGCCCAGUUCAUAGAGGGGAGGACAGUCCCCAGCAAGGUCAAGAACAUCCACGUGAGCAACGGCGGCCAAAGCAGCAGCCUGAAGAUCAGCUGGACACCCGGGCAGGGUGACGUGGACAGCUACUCCGUGACGCUGUCGCUUGGCGGCCCAGGGGGACAGAGGCUGGAGACACGACCCGUGCCCAAACACCAGAAUCAGCUGGGAUUCAGCUUGCUGCAGCCUGGCCAGCUCUACAGCGUGACUGUGAUGUCCAUCAGUGGUGUGCUGCUGAACAACAACACGGCCAGCGGACGCACCGUCCCCUCUGUAGUGACGGGCCUGCAGGCUGACAACAGACACUCCACCUGCAGUAUCCAGGUGAGCUGGCAGGAGGCAAGGGGUGUGGCGGAUGGAUACAGCCUUCAGCUGCUGGACGACAGGGGACAUCUGGUCACCAACAGCUCACAGGUGUCUUCCGGCACCACACCCCUCUGGCACGGCUUCGACGGUCUCACUCCGGGUAAGAAGUACCAUGUCCUGGUCCAAACCACCAGUGGAGGGGUUCACAGCGAGGGAGUCACCGCUGAAGCGCGAACACGUCCAGCAGCGGUGAGCGACCUCUCCAUCCUGAGCAACAGCAGUAGCAGCCUAUCCUUCCACUGGUCUCCGCCGGAGGGUGAGUUCGAAGGUUAUGACCUCUACCUGUACAACGGAGACAAUUCAUUGUAUGACCGACGCAGUGGCCAGCCCAACACCUUGCAGGUCACCUUCCAGGGCCUGAGGCCUGGCGCCCCCUACAGGAUGGUGGUGUUAACACGCAGUGGAGAGCAGACCAACGACUUCGCUAUCUGGGCCAGGACUGUUCCCACUGCUGUGACCUCCCUUCACCUUCAGAGUCUUAACCAGUCGGUGCUGUUGGUGUCUUGGGAGCGUGCGGUGGGGGAACUGAGUGGCUACCUGCUGUCUCUCUACAACCCGGACGGCUCCCAGCAGGCAGAGGAGACGCUAGGGCCAGACUCCACGGAGCACGAGUUCACCGCGCUGAUCCCCGGCCGUCUCUACCACAUCGUUAUCUUGACACGAAGCGGAGAGCUCACCAACAGGGCCAGUGCUCAGGGACGGACAGCCCCCAGGGCGCCUACCUCGGUGUCAUUCGGCGGGGUCACCAACACCUCUGUGGAGCUGACCUGGAGUGGCCCUGUGGGCAGCGACUACGACGACUUCGAGCUGCAGUGGUCUCCCCCGGACAACCUGUCCGUGUUCAACCCCUACCACACGCGCCCGUCUGGGAGCCGCAUCCUGAAGGGCCUGUAUCCCGGGCGACUGUACAGCUUCAGCCUGCGGACGGUCAGCGGGGCGGGGACCGGGAGCCCCGCCUACAGCCCGCCCAUCCACAAGAGCAUCCGUACCAAGCCCGAACAUGUCCAGUACCUCCACUGCCGCCCCCAGAACUCCACCUCCAUCUUGUGCUCAUGGGCUCCCCCAGAGGCCGACUUCGACUCCUACACCAUCGAGUGCCUCCUCCGGGACUCCCGCACCCUGGUGUACUCCCAGCGUACGGGGCGCAACAGCACCCUGUACCGGAUCACCCAGCUGGAGCCACACAAGCGCUACACCGUCAGCGUCAAGGCCAUCUCCGACAGCAUGACCAGCGAGGCCGCUGAGGACAGCGUGGUCACCAUGAUUGACCGGCCCCCUCUCCCUCCCCUGAGCUCCAGGGUGACCGACAGGGCCGUGCUCAUCACCAAGAACACCAUAUUCUUCAAGUUCAACUGCAGCUGGUUUAGUGAUGUCAACGGAGCCGUCAAGUUCUUCGCCGUGGUGGUGAACGAGUCUGAAGACAAUGAAAACGUUCAGCCAGAGCAGCUGCAUCCCCUCCCCUCCUACCUGGACUACAGAACCAACAGUUCCAUCAAGGCCUACCAGACCAGUUACUUCCCCAGCCGCUGCACUGAGGGGCCAGGAGACAGUGGCACCCAGGGCUACGAGAUCAGCCUGGGUUCGGGUAUGGACACGCUCGGCGGUGCCUGUGACCAGGACAUGGAACUAGACACGCUCAGAACCCAGAACCCCUUCUGUGACGGCCCACUCAAACCCAAAACGGCAUACAGAAUCAGCGUACGUGCGUUCACCCAACUCUUUGACGACGAUCAGGGCGGAUAUACCCCUCCCCUCUACAGAGACACAUACCUGUCCCUCCCCCUGGUCACAGAAGCAGAGCCCUUGAACGGCGUGAUCGAAGGCAUCAGUGCUGGCAUGUUCCUCGUCGCCAUGAUGGUGGCAGUCACGGCGCUGCUCAUCUGCAGGCAGAAAGCUCGCAAAGUGAGCGUGCAGGAGCAGCCGGCGGUCCGAAUGAGCAUGAGGAGGGAGAGGCCCGCCUCUGGAGUGCAUGUGGGUGUCAGGAGGAACCGUCGUAUUUCAAGCCCCAUUAAGAUCAUGAACUUUGACUCCCACUAUACCAAACUCCAGGCUGACUCCAAUUACCUAUUGUCUGAGGAGUAUGAAGACCUUAAAGACGUAGGGAGGAACCAGCCCCUGGACACCGCCCUGCUGCCAGAAAACAGAGGGAAAAACCGAUACAACAACAUCCUCCCCUAUGACUCGACCCGUGUGAAGCUAUCAUAUGUGGAUGAUGAUCCAUGCUCUGACUACAUCAACGCCAGCUACAUUCCUGGGAACAACUUCCGUAGGGAGUACAUCGCCACUCAGGGCCCGCUUCCCGGAACCAAGGAUGACUUCUGGAAGAUGGUGUGGGAGCAGAAUGUCCAUAACAUUGUCAUGGUGACCCAGUGUGUUGAGAAAGGCAGGGUGAAGUGUGAUCACUACUGGCCCUUUGACCAGGACCCUCUGUAUUAUGGAGACCUCAUAGUCCAGAUGCUGUCUGAAUCUGUGUUACCAGAGUGGACUAUACGGGAGUUCAGGAUCUGCAGUGAGGACCAGUCGGACUACUCUAGGGUGGUUCGUCAGUUCCACUACACAGUGUGGCCUGACCACGGCGUCCCAGAGACCACCCAGUCACUCAUCCAGUUUGUCCGGACCGUCAGAGACUACAUCAACAGGACCCCCGGGUCUGGAGCCACUGUGGCCCACUGCAGUGCUGGCGUCGGCCGUACGGGGACGUUCAUCGUUUUGGACAGGGUGCUGCAACAGCUGGACACCAAGGACACGGUGGACAUCUACGGAGCUGUCUUCGACCUACGCCUGCACCGCUCACAUAUGGUGCAGACAGAAUGCCAGUACGCAUACCUUCACCAGUGUGUGAGAGAUGUCCUCCGAGCCAGGAAACUUCGCAAUGAGCAGGAGAACCCCCUCUACCCCAUUUAUGAGAACGUGAACCCUGAGCCCCAACGAGAUAUGGUGUAUGCCAGACGCUAAAGAUUGUAAGGACCUCUGGGGAGAAAAUAUUAAAACAGUUUGUGCUUUCAAAGGUGUAGCACUGCAGGGAUACAUGGCAAAUUUAUUUUUCUACUUUAUUGGUGAUUGUUCUUAGCAGAUUUUAUAAAAUAUAGGAAACAUUCCCUUAAAUUAUAUCAGACUACAAAGUUUAAAAGAAUUGUAUAUAAUUGCUUGUAUGUGUGUAUGUUUAUGUAUAUAUAUAUUUUUUAAUUUACAUUAUUGGCUUUGUAAACAUUUUUUUCCAUUUGUUUGUUAAGCUAUCAUUUGCACAUCAUUUUGAACCAAAAAACAUUCCACACCAUAAACAAUCCCCAAAUUAUUCUACAACAUUGUCAAAUUCAUCAAAAAGUAUUUGCAUAUCUAAAGUAAAUGUAUUGGCUACUGUAUCUUUCACUAAACACUUAAAAUGUUGGACAAAAAUGCUUUCUGUUUGACAUUACACAUAUUUUCAUAAGCACUGAGGAUAUACAAAUAUUUGAAUAUUUAUGUAGAUAAUCACAUUAUGAAUAUAUUUGGAGAUACUGUACUGAUAUUGUGAAGCCUUGUAUUUGUACUGGUGUGUAGAAUGAUAGAUUGCCUGAAUAUGAAAAUCCAAAAAGCAUUUAGGCAUGCAAAAAGAUUGUCAUACAUGUUAGUGUAUGUUGUGUAAUCCACAUUUUAUCUUAUAUGUA